Messenger RNA from Caenorhabditis briggsae, 1218 nucleotides. NCBI's taxonomy places the organism in Eukaryota, Metazoa, Nematoda, Chromadorea, Rhabditida, Rhabditidae. Gene Ontology annotation, cellular component: lysosome. Bases 1 to 1218 code for a protein of 405 amino acids. The transcript has 8 exons. The record is from RefSeq and is a predicted model, not a curated record. Gene Ontology annotation, molecular function: cysteine-type endopeptidase activity.
AUGGUCGCAAUUUCAAUGUUCAAACAGGAGGAUGAAAAGGCCUCGGCGCCACUCAGUCGGGUGGAGCAUCAUCCAUUGGCUGGGGAGCACCAAUCAAAGAGAGAUGAAUGGAACUAUGAGUUGAAUGCUAGAAGACGAGCUCUAAGAGCAGUUGUCUAUUUGAUGAUUACCAGUAUUCUCCUUUUGGCUGUUCUUCAAACAUACUACACAUACAACAGACUAAAAGAGCGACAAGUCCCACACAACGAGAGAGGAAUUCAGACUAUUGCCCAUGAGUAUAUUGCCUAUACUGAAAAAUACAACAAGAGCUAUUCAACAAGCAAGGAAUCUUUGAAACGAUUGAAUGCUUACUACACCACCGACGAGAAUGUUGCCAACUGGAAUAAACAGAAGGAGCAUGGAAGCGCUGUCUAUGGUCACAACGAUCUUUCCGACUGGACCGACGAGGAGUUCACCAAGACCCUGCUUCCAAAAUCUUUUUAUCAAAGACUCCACAAGGACGCCGAGUUCAUCAAACCGAUCCCUGAAUCGUUGGCAGCCAUGAAGGGAGAACGCAACGGACCACUUCCAGACUUCUUCGACUGGAGGGACAGAAACGUUGUGACCCCUGUAAAAGCACAAGGACAGUGUGGAAGUUGUUGGGCUUUCGCGUCCACCGCCACCGUCGAGGCCGCGUACGCUAUCGCACACGGUGAGAAGCGAAACUUGUCGGAGCAAACACUGCUCGAUUGCGAUUUGGAUGAUAACGCGUGCGAUGGAGGAGACGAGGACAAAGCAUUCAGAUACAUUCACCGUCAAGGAUUGGCAUAUGCUGUUGACCUACCAUACGUUGCUCACCGUCAAAACACAUGCUCGGUUGAUGGUCACUACAACACCACGAAAAUCAAGGCAGCAUAUUUCCUUCAUCACGAUGAGGACUCCAUGAUCAACUGGCUUGUCAACUUUGGACCAGUUAACAUUGGAAUGUCCGUUAUCCAACCAAUGAGAGCCUACAAAGGUGGAGUCUUCACCCCGAGCGAGUACGCCUGCAAGAACGAGGUGAUCGGACUGCACGCUCUUCUCAUCACCGGUUAUGGAACUAGCGAGAAAGGUGAAAAGUACUGGAUUGUCAAGAACAGUUGGGGAAACACUUGGGGAGUUGAGAACGGAUAUAUCUACUUUGCUCGUGGUAUUAACGCGUGUGGUAUUGAAGAUGAACCAAUUGGAAUUCUGGCUUAA